AUGGGGACUUUAUAUAAUUUACUGUUCCUUGUGCUUUUUAGCAAAACAGAUCAAACCAUGGUCUCUAGAUUAUUGUGGACUUUGGUUUUGCUGGAUCUUCAUGCUUUUCUGGUAGAAAACACCAACGAAGAAAAAAGAAAUGGAGUCAGAAAGCAGAAGAGCAAACCGUUUGUCUCAAAUGCAGUAGAAAAAUAUCCCAAUUCAAGUGAUCAAGACGAAGACUGCAUUCUGGAAAUGGCCUUCCUCCUGGACAGUUCAGAGAGCGCUAAGAACUUCAAUCACGAGCAGCAGAAAAAGUUUGUCUUGGAGACAGUAGACAGAAUGAAAGGCCUGCAGCUGAAUUCUGGCCGCUCACUCAGCUGGAGGACUGCUUUACUUCAGUACAGCAGCACUGUCCUUAUCGAGCAAACGUUUAGGGACUGGAAGGGCCCCGAGGCUUUUAAGUCUCGCAUUGCUCCCAUUACAUACAUUGGCCAUGGGACCUAUACCACCUACGCCAUUACGAACCUCACUCAGCUCUAUAUGACUGAGGGAACUCAUGGCAGCGUGAAAGUGGCUGUCUUGCUGACUGAUGGGGCAGACCAUCCGAGAAAUCCAGAUAUUUUUUCAGCUACCGCCGAUGCUAAACAUCAAGGCAUCGUGUUCUUCACCGUGGGAAUGACCAGAGUAGCCGAGGAGGUGGCCAACGCUGCCAAACUCCGGCUAUUGGCCAGCGUUCCAGCCUCCAGGUUUGUCUUCAAUCUGCAGGAAAACGACGUGGUGGAGAGAAUCCUCAAAGAAAUGAAAGAUCUGGCAGAAGAAGGGUGUCCUCAGCCUCCUGUAUGUAACUGCGAGAAAGGAGACAAGGGCCUUCCUGGCCCUGCUGGUAAAAAAGGUCGUCCUGGGGAUGAUGGAGCAUCUGGUGCAAAAGGAGGAAAGGGGGAGCCAGGCUUAAAUGGAAUUCCAGGAAGAGAUGGGACAGAGGGGAAAUCUGGAUACAAAGGAGAAAAGGGCGAAAGAGGUGAAUGUGGAACACCAGGCAUAAAAGGAGACCGAGGUCCAGAAGGCCCAGGUGGUCCAAGAGGUCCCCGAGGACUACAGGGCCCCCAAGGAGUGCCUGGGGAUCAAGGACCUGAAGGAGUGCAAGGAUCAAAGGGUGAAAGAGGCCUCCCAGGCCCUGUUGGAUUGACUGGAGAAACAGGAGUCGGAUUACCUGGCCCAAAGGGAGACAUUGGCUUGACAGGCAGACCAGGCCCGCCUGGCCCACCUGGUAUCGGAGAACCAGGUUUACCGGGCACUCAAGGACCCCAAGGUAUUCAGGGAGAGCGCGGAACAGAAGGAGAAGGGCUUCCAGGACCAAAGGGAGACCGUGGUUUUGAAGGUCCAAAAGGACCCCGCGGCCAACCAGGCAUUGGCAUAAAGGGUGAAAAGGGUGAAAUAGGUCCCCCUGGUCUGCCUGGACCUAUUGGAUUACCUGGAAUUGGGAUUCAAGGCGAGAAAGGAGUAGAAGGCCCCAAAGGACCUCUAGGACCAAGAGGGCCACCUGGACAGGGAUUACCUGGGCCCAAGGGUGAUCAGGGUUUACCAGGAGAAACUGGAGCUCCAGGGGAAAGAGGCCUUGGAGAACCCGGUGCAAAGGGGGAGCCAGGCACUUCAGGUUUGGCAGGAUUACCUGGGCUUCCAGGAGAAGAUGGUGCACCAGGACAAAAGGGAGAACCAGGUUUACCUGGCCCACGUGGUCCAGAAGGUGCUCCUGGAAUUGGAAUUCAGGGCGAAAAGGGUGAUCAAGGUCAAAGAGGAAUACGUGGUUUAUCUGGACCAACCGGAGUCCCUGGACCUGCCGGGGCUAAAGGUGAACCUGGUUCCCCAGGACGUCUGGGAAUACCAGGCCUUCCAGGACGUGCCAUUACAGGACCCAAGGGUGACAUUGGAUUACCUGGGCCACCUGGGCCAAUUGGAGAGCAAGGGAUAGGAAUUCCUGGGGCUAAGGGUGACCGUGGACAGCCAGGACCUCCUGGUCCAUUUGGCCCCAAGGGAGAUGGCUAUCCAGGCCUACCUGGUCCUCCUGGUCUUCCUGGAGUUCCUGGAGAGGCAGGCCCAGAUGGGAUUGGAUUACCUGGACCAAAGGGUGAUCCAGGUACAAGAGGACCAUCUGGUCUCCCAGGUGCAACAGGAGAGGGCCUUCCAGGACCAAAAGGAAAUAUUGGACGACAAGGGCCUCCUGGUGCUUUAGGCCCACCUGGUGAAGGUAUACAAGGACCAAAGGGUGAACAGGGAAUUCAAGGAAUGCCAGGACCACGUGGGCCUCCUGGAGAAGGACUUCUUGGACCAAAGGGUGACCGUGGAACUGCAGGGGAAAGAGGAAGAAAAGGCGAAAAGGGCAAUAUGGGAGACCCUGGAACAGCUGGAGAACCUGGUAGAACUGGACCUAAGGGAGUACAAGGUCUAACAAGAGAAGAUAUAAUUAAAUUAAUUAAAGAAAUAUGUGGUUGUGGCAUUAAAUGCAAGGAAAUACCUAUGGAGCUAGUGUUUGUGAUUGACAGUUCUGAAAGUGUUGGCCCAGAGAAUUUUGAAAUAAUCAAAGACUUUGUUACUGCCUUAGUAGACAGAGUAACUGUAGGGAGAAAUGCUACUAGAAUUGGACUUGUUCUCUACAGCCUGGAAGUUCGGCUCGAAUUUGGGCUGAAUAGGUACACAGCCCAACAGGAUGUGAAACAAGCUAUCAGAAAGAUGCUAUACAUGGGAGAAGGCACUUACACAGGAACUGCCAUCCGCAAAGCAACACAAGAAGGCUUUUUUGGGGCUCGAACUGGUGUAAGGAAAGUUGCCAUAGUCCUAACCGAUGGGCAAGCUGAUAAGAGAGAAGCUGUUAAGCUGGAUAUCGCUGUCCGGGAAGCUCAUGCAGCCAACAUAGAAAUGUAUGCGAUUGGCAUUGUAAAUACUUCAGACCCAACACAAGUUGAGUUUUUACGUGAGCUGAAUCUAAUUGCAUCUGAUCCAGACAGAGAACAUAUGUAUCUUAUUGAUGAUUUUAAUACUCUUCCGGCUUUAGAGUCCAAACUUGUUAACCAGUUUUGUGAGGAUGAACAUGGUGCCUUAAUAUAUAACCGAGUUGGAAAUGGAGGAAGCAUCAGUGGAUCAUUGAUUCAUUCAGUAUCUUCUCACACUUCACAACAUUUAUUACACAUGAACAAUAAGAAUGGACAAGCAGUAUCUUCAAGUACAUAUGAAGCAUCAAUGAAAGACAAUUCCAUAAACACUGGCCAGUUUUCUCAACCGUUAAUUCUGGAAAAAGGAUCACACAGAAUAUUUCUUGAGAACCAUGACGUGGUAUCCAACAAAAGUGAUGUUCCAGUCUUGCCUCCAGUUAAGGGUAAAGUUACUUCGACACUGCCAUUGCCAACAUCAUCUUCACCACCACCGUCAUCCCUGCCAUCUCUAACAGCGGAAAAGACACUGCCACCAUCUCAUUCCUUGGUUUCUUCCAUGCCAUCUACCGUCAAGACAGCAAAUAUCCUGAGGCCUCCACAGUGUCAGUUAAGAUUAGAUCAAGGACCAUGCCGCGUUUAUAUAAUAAAAUGGUAUUAUGAUAAGCAAGCCGAUUCUUGUGCUCAGUUUUGGUAUGGUGGCUGCAAUGGGAAUGAUAAUCGCUUUGAUAGUGAAGAAGACUGUAAAAAGACAUGCGUACUUUUCUCUGGAGGUUGUGAUCCAUACUGUGUCAAUAGCAUGUCUUUAGGGUUUGGAUUUUUGUUUUUGUGUCUUGAAUCAGUGUUCAGCCUCUCACCUUCCAGAUCAGUGGUUAUUAAACUGGGGAAAUUAAGAGGACAAACCGAAGCACUUUAUAUCUUGAGCAAAUGCAAUAACACACGUUUUGAAUUCAUAUUUACAAAUGUGAUUCCUGGAAGCCCCAGACUUUUUUCUUCUGUUAUUUCUGUUCACAGAGCUUACGAAACAUCGAAAAUGUACCGUGAGCUGAAGUUGAGAUCCGCAUUAAUUCAGAACAAGCAAUUGAGAUUGUUACCAAAAGAACAAGUGUACAACAAAAUAAAUGGCGUUUGGAACUUAUCUAGUGACCAGCGUACUAUAAAGAUUAGAGAUUCAAAAUUUGGCUUGGCACUUGUCAUUGAAAGUUCUCAGGCGACUGGAGGAUAUGUGCUUGGAUUUAAGAUUGACCCAGUUGAAAAACUGGAGGAAACUGCAAAAGAAAUAAAUUCAUUGCAUAGAGUAUUUUCAGUCAGUCCUAUAUUUGGAGUAGACUAUGAAAUGGAAGAAAAGCCUCAACAGCUAGAAGAUUUGAAAGUAGAACAAAUAGAGGAAGAUGUGGAAAUAGAGGCAAAUGAGCCAACAGAUGCCUUUGUGGCUUAUUUUGCUGAUGGAAACAAGCAACAAGACCGUGAGCCUGUUUUUUCCGAAGAGCUAGGACUCGCCAUAGAGAAGCUAAAAGAUGGAUUCACAUUGCAAGGACUCUGGGAAGUAAUGGCUUUAGAGUCCAAACUUGUUAACCAGUUUUGUGAGGAUGAACAUGGUGUCUUAAUAUAUAACCGAGUUGGAAAUGGAGGAAGCAUCAGUGGAUCAUUGAUUCAUUCAGUAUCUUCUCACACUUCACAACAUUUAUUACACAUGAACAAUAAGAAUGGACAAGCAGUAUCUUCAAGUACAUAUGAAGCAUCAAUGAAAGACAAUUCCAUAAACACUGGCCAGUUUUCUCAACCGUUAAUUCUGGAAAAAGGAUCACACAGAAUAUUUCUUGAGAACCAUGACGUGGUAUCCAACAAAAGUGAUGUUCCACUCUUGCCUCCAGUUAAGGGUAAAGGUACUUAUUUCAUAGUUAAUUUCUUAAUGAAAUAUGUGCCACAGAGUUACUUCGACACUGCCAUUGCCAACAUCAUCUUCACCACCACCGUCAUCCUGCCAUCUCUAACAGCGGAAAAGACACUGCCACCAUCUCAUUCCUUGGUUUCUUCCAUGCCAUCUACCGUCAAGACAGCAAAUAUCCUGAGGCCUCCACAGUGUCAGUUAAGAUUAGAUCAAGGACCAUGCCGCGUUUAUAUAAUAAAAUGGUAUUAUGAUAAGCAAGCCGAUUCUUGUGCUCAGUUUUGGUAUGGUGGCUGCAAUGGGAAUGAUAAUCGCUUUGAUAGUGAAGAAGACUGUAAAAAGACAUGCGUACUUUUCUCUGGAGAUGCCUAAAGAUUGCCCAUGAAACAGAAUGGAACAGAAAAUAUUUUUUUAACCACAAGAAAAGUGGUAUAAAGCAGAACUACCAAGGCUUUACUUAUUACAGUGUACUUAAUUCAUAUGAGGAUUUUAUUUUCAAACCACUUAUUCUGGUAUACUCCUACUAAAAUCUACAAGAAAGGUUAUUUUUUUAACUUCA
Messenger RNA from Thamnophis elegans (Western terrestrial garter snake), 5353 nucleotides. Its product is annotated as collagen alpha-1(XXVIII) chain-like. The coding region runs from base 1 to 5166 and encodes 1721 amino acids. Gene Ontology annotation, cellular component: BBSome; ciliary basal body. The record is from RefSeq and is a predicted model, not a curated record. The transcript has 48 exons. Gene Ontology annotation, molecular function: phosphatidylinositol-3-phosphate binding; serine-type endopeptidase inhibitor activity. Lineage: Eukaryota; Metazoa; Chordata; Lepidosauria; Squamata; Natricidae. Gene Ontology annotation, biological process: cilium assembly; intracellular transport.